Messenger RNA from Paramacrobiotus metropolitanus, 618 nucleotides. RefSeq lists its product as uncharacterized. The record is from RefSeq and is a predicted model, not a curated record. Bases 1 to 618 code for a protein of 205 amino acids. Gene Ontology annotation, biological process: G protein-coupled receptor signaling pathway. Gene Ontology annotation, molecular function: G protein-coupled receptor activity. Gene Ontology annotation, cellular component: membrane. The transcript is spliced from 2 exons. NCBI's taxonomy places the organism in Eukaryota, Metazoa, Tardigrada, Eutardigrada, Parachela, Macrobiotidae.
AUGGUAAUCGACAACAUUACAGUUAUCAAUACAACGGUCAACAUCACCGGGAUAAUUCCGAUGGUGACCUUACACAGCAUUACCUUAUGGUUCAUCGUCGUGACCUUUAUCAGUCUGGCCGGUGCCGCCACCGGAUUUCUAUUGGUGACGGCGCUCUUCCACCAGCACAAUUUCAAAGAAGGCGCCAAUCCCCUAAUCAUCCAUUUGCUCCUCGUCGACAGUUUCAACCUGGCGCUUCCGACGAUCAUAGCCAACGCCGUCAUCUACACAUCCCAAGCCCAACUUCCGUUCUCAAUAAACUGCGUCCCGCUCUUCUUCAUCCAGUACACGGGGAUCGCGUUAUCCCACUGGAACUCGGUGUUCCUGGCGAUUAACCGCCUGAUCGCCAUCACCCUCCCGCAUUAUUACCGGGGCGCCUCCCAUCCGGCGGUAUUGACCGGAAUGAUCGCUUUUACCUGGGCGAUCAGUCUCGUCUCCACCGCCCCGCAUUUGUGGGAUUAUGCGGCGUCGUACCGGCUCAUCCCGCCCAUUGGGUACUGCGGGACGCUGCCAAAUAAUCUCCCCGUGUACGCGAUUCUCAACGGGAUGUCCAGCGGCGGCGGGGCGGGCGCGACGUGA